Molecule: messenger RNA, 1526 nt
Organism: Acanthoscelides obtectus
Lineage: Eukaryota; Metazoa; Arthropoda; Insecta; Coleoptera; Chrysomelidae
Source: the annotation of a GenBank genome assembly
CUCGAAUGUAAUGUGAAGAAAGUGAUCAUCAUACAGAUAGUUGCUGGUGGUGGAAGCUACAGUAUGACCGGUUUAACCGCAAGAACAUUGAUAUGGAUUAUUGUUCCACUUGUGUUAGCGUCUUAUUAUUCGGAAUACCUCUAUGACACACUACAGUCAGUCAUUUCUAUCGGGAGAGUAAGAGAAGAUUUGCAGUACAGGAUCGUAGAUGGACCAGCCGGUAUAUUCGCAAGCACAAUAUACGGAGAUGUCAAAGGGAAAGUGCUGAAAACACCUAAUGGGCUGGAGUUUUAUACUUUUCUAGAUAUUCCUUAUGCAACUCCACCAGUAGAAUCAUUGCGAUUCAAGAGGCCUUUACCUCCAAAGCCAUGGAAAGGAAUCCUAGACGCAACAGAGAACAAGAAGAUAUGUUGGAACCUGGCUAUAAUUGACAUAGAAGAUGAUCCAAGACAAAAUGAAGAUUGCCUAUAUCUGAAUGUGUAUGUUCCGAAGAGUCCAUCCAACAAGGGAUUAUUACCAGUAAUGUUCUACAUUACGGGUGGCAUGUUCGCGUUCAACGACGGUACAUUCAAGAGCUGGAAGCCAUACAACUUUGUCGAGAGGGAUAUUAUAAUGGUAGCCAUGAACUUCCGUCAGGGCCCCUUAGGAUUGUUGACUACAAACGACGGGGUGAUACCGGGAAAUUUGGCACUAUGGGAUCAGAACAUGGCAUUGAAAUGGGUGCAGAAAAACAUUGAGAGGUUUGGAGGUGAUCCCAAGAAGGUUACGAUAAACGGGCACAGCUCUGGCGGAGCUUUUGCCACAGCGCAUUUGCUCAGCAAACAUUCUAAAGGUCUUUCAGCGGAGUUAUUGCCCAAAGCGGUGCUAUCACAGGCAUGGACUAUCUUCAGCCUUAUCCCAAGUACAAUGCUUACAAGCUUGCUAACACUAUUGAUCCAAGCAUUACUACUCAGAAUUCUUCGGAGGAGUUACUUGCCUUCCUCAUGACCGUCCCUGCUAAAACUCUUUCUGAUACCACCAAGAUACACCCAGAUCCCGAGCACGAUACCAGAGUGGUCAUUGGUUUCGAAUACGAACUGAUAUGGAAACCAGUAAUGGAGCCUAGUGAUGAUGAAGAUGCCUAUUUUAGUGGGUAUCCAGACGAUAAGUUCCGAGAAGGCAUUUUCAACAAGGUGCCAGUUAUGGUAGGAAUUACGUCGGAAGAAGGGGCACUAAUAGGAGGUUGGAAAGACAGAAUAGAACUUAUUGACGAUCAUCCCGAACUGCUUUACAGUCAAGUGGAAGGCUUAACAGAAAGAGAAAAGAGAGAACUAGGAGAGAAAAUGAUAAGGGUAUACACUGAAGGGAAAUUAGAGAAAAAUUUGACAGCUGCGGUGAAAUUAUAUAGCGACGUGGGAUUCAGUAACAGAAUUAUAAAAUUUGCUGAUCUCGUUUCACCCUACGUUGACGUUUAUUUCUACCAGUAUUCUUUUUUUGGUGCAAUAGAAAACAAGGCUGGUCCCAUAGUAGAAAUGGAAGGUGAGUAA